Micromonas commoda is the source of this 1305-nucleotide messenger RNA. RefSeq names its product cystathionine beta-lyase. Gene Ontology annotation, biological process: 'de novo' L-methionine biosynthetic process; transsulfuration. NCBI's taxonomy places the organism in Eukaryota, Viridiplantae, Chlorophyta, Mamiellophyceae, Mamiellales, Mamiellaceae. The coding region runs from base 1 to 1305 and encodes 434 amino acids. The transcript has a single exon. Gene Ontology annotation, molecular function: pyridoxal phosphate binding. The record is from RefSeq and is a predicted model, not a curated record. Gene Ontology annotation, cellular component: cytoplasm.
AUGGCGACGAAGCUUGUGCAUCCCGCCGCGCACGUCCACGACCCGUUCGACUCCACCAACCCGCCGCUGUACCAGACCGCCACCUUCGGUCAGCCCUCCGCCACGGAGAACGGCCCUUACGACUACACGAGGUCCGGUAACCCCACUCGCGAUUUACUCGAGAAGGAGAUGGCCGCGCUGGAGGGCGCCGACAGAGCGUUUGCCUUCUCCUCCGGCAUGAGCGCGCUCAUGUGCGUCACCAGGCUGGUGAAGACCGGCGAGCGGAUCGUCACCGGCGACGACAUCUACGGCGGGACCUCGCGUCUCUUGGCGCAGGUUGUGCCCAAGGUUGGCAUCGAAGUCGUCAACGUCGACAUGAACGAUUUGGACGCGGUUCGACGCGCCAUCGAAUCCGGGCCAACCACGAUGGUCAUGCUGGAGUCUCCAACCAACCCGCGGCUGCAGAUCACCGACAUCCGCAGAAUCUCGGAGAUGGCGCACGCCAAGGGUGCGCUCGUGUGCGUGGACAACUCCAUGAUGGCCCCGGUGUUUGCCAAGCCUCUCGAGUUGGGAGCGGACAUCUCGAUGACCUCCGCGACAAAGUUCAUCAGCGGCCAAUCCGACAUCACCGGAGGCAUCCUGGCCGUCAAGGGCGAGCAGCUCGGUAAGGACAUCUACUUCCACCAGAACGCGGAGGGUUUGCACCUCGGCCCGUUCGACUGCUGGCUGGCGCUGAGGGGCAUCAAGACGAUGGCGCUGCGCAUGGAGCGGCAGCAGGAGAACGCGAUGAAGAUGGCGCGUUGGCUCGAAGCUCACCCCGCGGUGACCUACGUCAACUACCCCGGGCUGGAGUCCAACAAGGGCCACGGCCUCCACAAGUCGCAGGCCAGCGGCACGGGCAGCAUCCUGUCCUUCGCCACCGGCGACGUCAACCUCAGCAAAAUCGUGGUGGAGAAGACGGAGUUGUUCAAGAUCACGGUGUCAUUCGGUAACACCUCGUCGCUCAUCUCGCUGCCGUGUUUCAUGUCGCACGCGUCGAUCCCCGCGGAGGUGCGGGCGGCUCGCGGCCUGCCCGACGACCUCGUGCGAAUCAGCGCCGGCAUCGAGGACGCCGACGAUCUCAUCGCGGACCUGGAGGAGGCGUUCGAGGAGGCCAUGGCGGCCACGGGCUGGCACUCCAAGAACGGCGGCGGGGGACGCGUCACCGACGGUUCCGCGAGCCUGAUGGACGCGGCGGCGAGGAGGGAGGAUGAGCUGUUGAGGAGGAUCGCGGCGCUCGAGGCUCAGCUCGCGGGGCAGCACAACGUGAAGAGCCCGCCGCGGUAG